Messenger RNA from Saccostrea cuccullata (small rock oyster), 4938 nucleotides. Its product is annotated as serine/threonine-protein phosphatase 6 regulatory ankyrin repeat subunit B-like. Gene Ontology annotation, molecular function: NF-kappaB binding. The record is from RefSeq and is a predicted model, not a curated record. The coding region runs from base 1 to 4938 and encodes 1645 amino acids. Gene Ontology annotation, biological process: cellular response to tumor necrosis factor. NCBI's taxonomy places the organism in Eukaryota, Metazoa, Mollusca, Bivalvia, Ostreida, Ostreidae. The transcript has a single exon. Gene Ontology annotation, cellular component: cytosol.
AUGACUCCAUUACACUGGACAGCUCAAUCGGGAAAUAUAGAAUUGUAUAAAUACUUGAUAGAAAAAGGUGUAGUAGAGAAAUUUCUGGACAGUAGAAGUACACCAUUACAUGAAGCUUUUAAGCUUGGAAGACUUAAUAUGUGUAAAUACUUGGUCAAUACUUUUCCUCAUUCUCUGGAUGUCAAAGACAAUGAUGGAGAGAAUGUCUUACAUGCUGCAGCCUGGGGAGGUAACAUUGACUUAUUCAAAUUCCUAAUGGAAAAAGGCUUCGAUACCGAGACGAAAAGAAAUGAUGGGAAAACUGUGCUUCACCAGUGCUGUAUGAACGGAAAACUAGACAUGUGUAAGUACUUGGUCAACAAUUAUCCUCAUUUACUUGAUGUCAAAGACAAUGAUGGACAGAAUGCCUUACAUGAUGCAGCCUGGGGAGGUAACAUUGAUUUACUCAAAUUUCUGUUGGAGAAAGGCUUCGAUAUUAAGAUCAAAAGAAAUGAUGGAGGAACUGUGUUUCACCUUUGCUGUAUGAACGGAAAACUAGAUAUGUGUAAGUACUUGGUCAAUACUUUUCCUCGUUUACUUGAUGUCAAAGACAAUGAAGGAGAGAAUGCUUUACAUGUUGCAGCGUUUAGUGGUGACAUUGAUUUAUUUAAAUUUCUAUUGGAAAAAGGCUUCGAUACUGAGACAAAAAGAAAUGAUGGAAAAACUGUGCUUCACCAGUGCUGUAUGAACGGAAAACUAGAUAUGUGUAAGAACUUGGUCAACACGUAUCCUCUUUUACUGGAUGUCAAAGACAAUAAUGGAGAGAAUGCCUUACAUGAUGCAGCCUGGGGAGGUAACAUUGAUUUACUCAAAUUUCUGUUGGAGAAAGGCUUUGAUACCGAGACAAAAAGAAAUGAUGGUAAAACCGUGCUUUACUUUUGCUGUAUGAACAGAAAACUAGAUAUGUGUAAGUACUUGGUCAACAAUUAUCCUCAUUUACUGGAUGUCAAACACAAUGAUGGAGAGAAUGCUUUACAUGUUGCAGCGUUUAGUGGUGACAUUGAUUUAUUUAAAUUUCUAUUGGAAAAAGGCUUCGAUACUGAGACAAAAAGAAAUGAUGGAAAAACUGUGCUUCACCAGUGCUGUAUGAACGGAAAACUAGAGAUGUGUAAGUACUUGGUCAAUACUUUUCCUCAUUUACUUGAUGUCAAAGACAAUAAUGGAGAGAAUGCCUUACAUGGUGCAGCCUGGGGAGGUAACAUUGACUUAUUCAAUUUCCUGCUGGAGGAAGGCUUCGAUAUUGAAACAAAAAGAAAUGAUGGGAAAACUGUGCUUCACCUUUGCUGUAUGAACGGAAAACUAGACAUGUGUAAGUACUUGGUCAAUACUUUUCCUCAUUCACUUGAUGUCAAAGACAAUAGUGGAGGAAAUGCCUUACAUGGUGCAGCCUGGGGAGGUAACAUUGAUUUACUCAAAUUUCUGUUGGAAAAACGCUUUGAUAUCGAAAUUACAAGAAAUGAUGGAAAAACUGUGCUUCACCUAUGCUGUAUGAACGGAAAACUAGACAUGAGUAAAUAUUUAGUCAAAACUUAUCCUCAUUUACCGGAUGUCAAAGACAAUGAUGGAGCGAAUGCCUUACAUGAUGCAGCCUGGGAAGGUUACAUUGAUUUACUCAUUUUUCUGCUGGAGGAAGGCUUCGAAAUCGAAACAAAAAGAAAAGAUGGAGGAACUGUGCUUCACCAGUGCUGUUUGAACGGAAAACUAGAUAUGUGUAAGUACUUGGCCAAUACUUUUCCUCAUUUACUAGAUGUCAAAAAUAAUAGUGGAGAGAAUGCCUUACAUGAUGCAGCCUGGGGAGGUAACAUUGACUUACUCAAUUUUCUGCUGGAGGAAGGCUUCGAUAUUGAAACAAAAAGAAAUGAUGGGAAAACUGUGCUUCACCUAUGCUGUAUGAACGGAAAACUAGACAUGAGUAAAUAUUUAGUCAAUACUUAUCCUCAUUUACCGGAUGUCAAAGAUAAUAAUGGAGAGAAUGCCUUACAUGAUGCAGCCUGGGCAGGUAACAUUGAUUUACUCAAAUUUCUGUUGGAGAAAGGCUUCGAUAUUAAGAUCAAAAGAAAUGAUGGAGGAACUGUGUUUCACCUUUGCUGUAUGAACGGAAAACUAGAUAUGUGUAAGUACUUGGUCAAUACUUAUCCUCUUUUACUUGAUGUCAAAGACAAUAAUGGAGAGAAUGCCUUACAUGGUGCAGCGUUUAGUGGUAACAUUGAUUUACUCAAAUAUCUAUUGGAAAAAGGCUUCGAUACCGAGACAAUAACAAAUGAUGGGAAAACUGUGCUUCACCAGUGCUGUAUGAACGGAAAACUAGAGAUGUGUAAGUACUUGGUCAAUACUUUUCCUCAUUUACUAGAUGUCAAAGAUAAUAAUGGAGAGAAUGCCUUACAAGCUGCUGCCUGGGGAGGUAACAUUGACUUACUCAAUUUUCUGCUGGAGGAAGGCUUCGAUAUUGAAACAAAAAGAAAUGAUGAGAAAACUGUGCUUCACCUAUGCUGUAUGAACGGAAAACUAGACAUGAGUAAAUAUUUAGUCAAUACUUAUUCUCAUUUAACGGAUGUCAAAGAUAAUAAUGGAGAGAAUGCCUUACAUGAUGCAGCCUGGGCAGGUAACAUUGAUUUACUCAAAUUUCUGUUGGAGAAAGGCUUCGAUAUUAAGAUCAAAAGAAAUGAUGGAGGAACUGUGUUUCACCUUUGCUGUAUGAACGGAAAACUAGAUAUGUGUAAGUACUUGGUCAAUACUUAUCCUCAUUUACUUGAUGUCAAAGACAAUAAUGGAGAGAAUGCCUUACAUGGUGCAGCGUUUAGUGGUAACAUUGAUUUACUCAAAUAUCUAUUGGAAAAAGGCUUCGAUACCGAGACAAUAACAAAUGAUGGGAAAACUGUGCUUCACCAGUGCUGUAUGAACGGAAAACUAGAGAUGUGUAAGUACUUGGUCAAUACUUUUCCUCAUUUACUAGAUGUCAAAGAUAAUAAUGGAGAGAAUGCCUUACAAGCUGCUGCCUGGGGAGGUAACAUUGACUUACUCAAUUUUCUGCUGGAGGAAGGCUUCGAUAUUGAAACAAAAAGAAAUGAUGAGAAAACUGUGCUUCACCUAUGCUGUAUGAACGGAAAACUAGACAUGAGUAAAUAUUUAGUCAAUACUUAUCCUCAUUUACCGGAUGUCAAAGAUAAUAAUGGAGAGAAUGCCUUACAUGAUGCAGCCUGGGGAGGUAACAUUGAUUUACUCAAAUUUCUAUUGGAGAAAGGCUUUGAUAUUAAAAUCAAAAGAAAUGAUGGAGGAACUGUGUUUCACCUUUGCUGUAUGAGCGGAAAACUAGAUAUGUGUAAGUACUUGGUCAAUACUUUUCCUCAUUUUCUGGAUUUCAAAGACAAUAAUGGAGAGAAUGCUUUACAUGGUGCAGCCUUUGAAGGAAACAUUGAUUUACUAAAAUUUCUACUGGGGGAAGGCUUCGAUAUCGAAACAAAAAGAAAUGAUGGGAAAACUGUGCUUCACCUUAGCUGUAUGAACGGAAAACUAGAGAUGUGUAAGUACUUGGUCAAUACUUUUCCUCAUUUACGUGAUGUCAAAGACAAUAAUGGAGAGAAUGCCUUACAUAUUGCAGGGUUUAGUGGUAACAUUGAUUUACUCAAAUAUCUAUUGGAAAAAGGCUUCGAUACCGAGACAAUAAGAAAUGAUGGGAAAACUGUGCUUCACCAGUGCUGUAUGAACGGAAAACUAGAGAUGUGUAAGUACUUGGUCAAUACUUAUCCUCAUUUACUAGAUGUCAAAGACAAUAAUGGAGAGAAUGCCUUACAUGGUGCGGCCUGGGGAGGUAACAUUGAUUUACUCAAUUUUCUGUUGGAGAAAGGCUUCGAUAUUGAAACAAAAAGAAGUGAUGGGAAAACUGUGCUUCACUUUUGCUGUAUGAACGGAAAACUAGAUAUGUGUAAGUACUUGUUCAACAAUUAUCCUCAUUUACUUGAUGUCACAGAUAAUUAUGGACAGAAUGCCUUACAUGAUGCAGCCUGGGGAGGUAACAUUGAUUUACUCAAAUUUCUGUUGGAGAAAGGUUUUGAUGUCAAAACCAAAAGAAAUGAUGGAAAAACUGUGCUUCACCUAUGCUGUAUGAACGGAAAACUAGACAUUAGUAAAUAUUUAGUUAAUACUUAUCCUCAUUUUCUGGAUGUCAAAGACAAUAAUGGAGAGAAUGCCUUACAUGAUGCAGCCUGGGGAGGUAACAUUGAUUUACUCAUUUUUCUGCUGGAAGAAGGCUUCGAUAUCGAAACAAAAAGAAAUGAUGGAGGAACUGUGUUUCACCUUUGCUGUAUGAAUGGAAAUCUAGAUAUGUGUAAGUACUUGGUGAAUACUUAUCCUCAGUUACUUGAUGUCACAGAUAAUUAUGGAAUGAAUGCCCUACAUAAUGCAGCGCUAGGAGGUUACAUAGAUUUACUCAAAUUUCUGUUGGGGAAAGGUUUUGAUAUUGAGAUAAAAAGAAAUGAUAGGGGAACCGUGCUUCACCUAUGCUGUAUGAACGGAAAACUAGAUAUAUGUAAGUACUUGGUCAAUACUUAUCCUCAAUUACUAGACGUCACAAACAAUUAUGGAGAAAAUGCCUUACAUGCUGCAGCCUAUGGGGGUAACAUUGACUUACUCAAAUUUUUGUUGGAGAAAGGCUUCGAUAUCGAAACAAAAAGAAAUGAUGGGAGGACUGUGCUUCACCUAUGCUGUAUAAAUGGAAGAUUAGAUAUGUGUAAGUACUUGGUCAGUACUUAUCCUCAGUUACUAGACGUUACAAACAAUUAUGGAGAAAAUGCAAUAAAUGCUGCAGCCUAUGGAAGUAACAUUGAUUUACUCAAUUUUCUGGUGGAAAAAGGCCUCAAAAUCAUUACCAAAAGAAAUGAUGGGAAAACUGUGCUUCAGUAA